UAGAAAAGCCCUGCCUUUACCGGAAGUAUGUGCGCGUGACGUCACGAGUUGCAGGGCUCCACACAUAUUCACAUUGUUUAUAAGGGGAGCCACCAGCAGUAAGAGCAAUUCGGACCGAGAAAGUGACAAUUUCCCCAUUAUUUGAGCGAGGAUGAAAGAUUCGUAAAUUAGGAUAUUGAUAGUGAAGGAUUAGGGGAAAAAAAAAAAAAAAGCGACGGCUCCGGGCGGCAGCAGCGUGAGCAUUUCCGAUGUAAUUAGACACAUUUACCAGGAUAAUUCUGGAAGAUCCCUUAUCUGCUUAUUGUUUUAAUAGUGUUUUAUUGAGAUUUUAAAGAUUGUAAAGACAUACCUCGAGGUCGACAGCUGCUGCAGGACGACGAAUAAUCCACUGAUUUCUCCGGUAAGAUAUAUAUCACAAUUUCCCCAUCCAAAAACAUGCUGGUUGACGUAGAGAAAACAUGUUCGCUUGACUGCUGUGCUUCACAACAAACAAAGAAACACCGGCUGUGUCUCAGUGCUAAAGACAACUGCAAUCCACCGCUUUUCAACAACAGCAUUCUUCUUUAUAGUCUCAAUUAUUAAAUGAACAAAUUGCAAAAGAUUCAGCAACACAGAUGUCCAAAACACUGUGUAAUUAUGCGAUUAAAGCAGACGACUUUUAGCCGCUAGUGGUGCAGAACUAAUAUUUCCUGACGGUCCGUGACGUCAAGUGUACGCGUCAUCAUUCCGCGACGUUUUCAACAAGAAACUCGCGGGAAAUUUAAAAUUGCAAUUUAGUAAACUACAAAGGCCGUAUUGGCAUGUGUUGCAAUGUUAAUAUUUCAUCAUUGAUAUAUAAACUAUCAGACUGUGUGGUCGGUAGUAGUGGGUUUCAGUAGGCCUUUAACCUGAAAGCUUCAAGUAUGGCUUUAUGUCCUCAAAAGAACCAGUGAUUUUGAAAGACCCCACACAAAGAUGGCAGUGAUACUGUGGUUGAGGGCUCAGCUUUUGGUACCAAGUAGCUCAUAGUUGACAUUAGAUCAUUUGUUCUGCUUAUCAGUCAAGCGACACGUUGUCUUCUCAAGAAAUGUUUGUCCGCGGAACAGGAAUAGAAAAAAAAAAAAACAUCAGCUAUAAGAAAUUGAAGUGUAUCCUUUCUGAGCCUUUUGUGUAAAGCGUGUGAUGUUCCCCAGCAGAGAUGUGCUUUAUGUAUGCAUUCCUGCACUGACAUUUCGUCAAGAGCCAGCGGCCAUCUUGUUGCACGCGCAGAUGCUAGUGAUUAGCUCGUGUUAGCCGAGCAGGUGACGCAUCAGGAUUGCAGCAAUCCUCAAUGAAGCCAUGUGAGUUGAGAGGGGUGUUCACAUGCCAUAAAUGGGAAUGGAGGCGGGCUGUGCUGUAGAUUCGGACCCUGGGGGGUAAGACUUAUUUUGUAGACACGUGUGUUUAAAAGAGCCAGUUUAUGGGGUUUACUUAAAGAAAAGUAAUGUCCUCAGAGGACAAUGUGAAUAACAUGGAGGCGGGAGGUUGAUGAUGAUGAUGAUGAUGAUGAUGCGGCUCGCUCACAUGACACGGCUGUGACUAUCUGCCGGGCCAAUGGGUGUGUGAAAUGUUGCUUUAGUGAGUUGAGUGCUGGUCUGCAGACCCUCUCUGGCCUCUCCACCUGCAGGAUCCACCUCGUCAUCCUGGACCAUGGGAAGCUAAAGAUGAGGAUGUGAAAGAGCGAGGUGGUCUUGGUUCGAAGCAGCUGAGGGACCAGCGAGGUGUUAACUUUUUUUGUUUUAGGGGAUAAUCUGCAUCAAUGGGCGCGGCGUUCUCCAAGUUCUGCAUGCGGUGCUUCUGCUACUGCUGUGCCGACAGCGAUGACGACGACGAGAAGCAGCCCUUGAUACCAAACCCGGAUCCGCUGGAAUAUUUCAGCCGGGAAGUCCAGAAACGUCGUGAUGAGGAGACUAAUCUGUGGAGCGAGCCGGGGGACCCCAGCCACACGGAGAGGGAUGACGACCGAGCGCUGUACUCCCUCCUGCAGGCCCGCAACAAGACGCGUGUUGGAACUACGGGUUAUCGUCGUCUAAGUGUGGACAUUGAGGCCAUGAGAGACACUCGCAGGGAAGUCCGAGACAAGUGGAAGACCCUCUUGGAAAACCUUGGCUUCAUGGCGGAGGCCGACUCGCUGCUGAACGUGUCUGCCGGCGCUUCGCUCGACCGCAUGCGCAACGCGGCGGCCGCGCGCUCUUUGCUGCAGACGCUCCAUUCCGAGACUUCCCUUUUUAACAGCGGGGAAGCGCCGCCGGAAAGAUACCUCUUCAUUCUGGAUCGCCUGCUGUAUCUCGACAUCGCUGAGGACUUUCUGUCUAAAGCAAAGCGCUUUUACCCACCACGAAACUCGUCGGACGAGGACACGCCAGGGGGCGCCAUCAACCUGCCGUUGCUGCUGGCCCGAGUGAGCGCCAUGAACGGGACAGGGGGCGACGACGAGGGCGACAGCGAAAAGUCGGGAGACUACCCGUGAUGCGGCAGUACUCAGAGACACCAGAUGGGGGUGUUAGACGUCCAUCCAGGAGGGAUGGAGGACAGAAACUCUAAGGUCUUUCAUUCUCUGCUCUCCUCUCUCGAAGUGCAUGAAUUCUAUCUUAUUUUCUUUGGCUGUCAGGAAGUUCUUAGCCUGCUUUGUUGUGUAAAGAACCUUCCGGGUCUUGACGUCCUGUGACACCUCAUAUGACCGAUUAAACCCACAAACAAAGAAUUGCUGAUUCGCUCUUGAAUGCGUUUUCAAGCAGGGACGUGUGCCCACCCUGUGACUCCUCUACUCUUUGUCCCCCUCCAGGUCUGAGCAAUGUGCUCAUGUGGACAUCUCUGUUUUGUCUUCUGAUGUCCUCUUUAGCGUCAAAUAAAGCUGCAGCACAGAGUC
Nerophis ophidion (straightnose pipefish) is the source of this 2887-nucleotide messenger RNA. It is a transcript of the gene mreg, whose product is annotated as melanoregulin. Lineage: Eukaryota; Metazoa; Chordata; Actinopteri; Syngnathiformes; Syngnathidae. Bases 1778 to 2488 code for a protein of 236 amino acids. Gene Ontology annotation, cellular component: melanosome. The record is from RefSeq and is a predicted model, not a curated record. The transcript is spliced from 6 exons. Gene Ontology annotation, biological process: melanosome transport.